AUGGGGCCACUCCUGCAAAGUCCUAAUGAGUCAUGUGAAAGUAGCGUAGAGGAAUACGUCGAUGGUAUCUAACUCAGUUACAAUGAAUAGGAACUUUUAAAGCAAUACGAUGGAUGCAUCCUCGGCUUGGAAAACUUCCUGGGUGCUCGUGACCAUUGACGGUCAUAUGGCUGUACGCUAUCGUGGACGACGGUGGUGGAUUCACUUCGAUACCUCAGGUCGUCCUUCAUGCUUCCUUCUUUGCCGCAUUAGGCUUGACCUCUGUAGCAGCAGGCAGCUCCAUGGCCUUUUUCCAAAUCGCAUCGCGUCCUUGCGGCUGUCGCUGGACCGGGAGCGUUGGCACGCUCUUGACUUCAUCGUCCUCGAGGAACUUGAGGUAUUCAUCCAGGUACCCAAACCGAUGGGCGUAUAUGCCAACUAGUGUGAACACUUGGGACAAGAACAGCACUUGGUACCGCUUCGCCCACAUAAACUCGCCGAGCCGCAUGACUAUGAAAGUGUUGUUCGAGAGAAUGGUGGUGAACAUAACGACAGUUUUCCG
Messenger RNA from Aphanomyces astaci, 541 nucleotides. RefSeq lists its product as hypothetical. The record is from RefSeq and is a predicted model, not a curated record. Bases 110 to 421 code for a protein of 103 amino acids. NCBI's taxonomy places the organism in Eukaryota, Oomycota, Saprolegniomycetes, Saprolegniales, Verrucalvaceae. The transcript has a single exon.